Molecule: messenger RNA, 496 nt
Organism: Prorocentrum cordatum
Lineage: Eukaryota; Dinophyceae; Prorocentrales; Prorocentraceae
Source: the annotation of a GenBank genome assembly
UUGGCAGCUGUUUUAGCAGUUGCGAGUGGGCCUGCGUGCGGGGCGUGGCCGGCCGGUGGCAGCCUCGCGAUGGACGGGAGAUUCGACGAUGCUUUGAUCGGACUGGCCGAGAAGCAUAAAGGCAUCGAGGAUAUCCUGUACACUGUGAUGAGCUUCUACGAGCGCCACACGGAUUUGUUCCACACUCAGGAGGGCGACGACCAGAAGGGCUGGCCAGAAGGAAAGGCCGAGGAGACCUUCCGCAAGCAGUUCAAUUUCUUCCAGGGAAGAUAUCUCUCCAGGGCGCAGCCGCACCUGCUGGCCCCGAGGCGGGGCGGCUCUGGCGAUGGAGGACAGCUCGAGAGGACGCAGGACCCUUCCGAGGGCCACACCGCCACAGGAUCAGUGUCUUCGACGGCAUCAGCAGUUCCAGGUGGCGCGGCGGCCUCUGCCGCCGGCGCCCGCGUGGAGGAUGCCGCUGCGGCGGGCACAGGGCCCCCGGUUGCCGCCACAGGCC